Messenger RNA from Coccomyxa subellipsoidea C-169, 663 nucleotides. RefSeq lists its product as hypothetical. The record is from RefSeq and is a predicted model, not a curated record. Gene Ontology annotation, cellular component: chromosome, centromeric region; nucleus. NCBI's taxonomy places the organism in Eukaryota, Viridiplantae, Chlorophyta, Trebouxiophyceae, Coccomyxaceae. The coding region runs from base 1 to 663 and encodes 220 amino acids. The transcript has 5 exons. Gene Ontology annotation, biological process: mitotic cell cycle.
AUGGAAGCACCCGAGGACGCCAGUAUGAUGGAAAGCAGCUCCGAUCCUGUGCAGUUGAAGCCAUUUGAGCUCCUGGACGACAUAGCAAAUGCGGGCUCAGCCCACCUGUUCAGGCAGGUGCAGGCGGAUCUGGGGAAGCACCUGCAGGAAUUCGAGCGCGCUGGGCUGCGCACCAGUCUCAGUGUCCCUGCUGGCCUGAUCCUGGACCAGGCAGCUCUGGCAGAGGGGGGCCCGAAAUUCACAGCAGAGGACGAGCAGCGAGUGGAUGGGCAACUGGCAACUCUGCGACAGGAGAUCCAACAGGCGAGGCAAGCGCGGCAGGACGUGGAAGCACAGAUGGCAGCAAUCGAUCGGGAGAUCAAGUCAUAUGGGGACCCUUCACAGCUGGCAGCCAUCACCGAGGCGGUUGCAGGGAAGGAGAACCUGGCAGAAGACGCGCGCGCUCUGGCAGAAAAGGCCGUCCAGCUGGCGGCGCUGCUGCCACGCGUGCGCGCAAAGCAGGCGCAGCGUGACGCUGCCGCCGCUGACUCAGCAGCCGCCGCCAACUCCAAACAGGCGGCCCUGCUGGCAGAGAAGGACAUUCUGCAGCGGAAGGCGGCAGUGAGCAAAGUGAGCAUGGCCGAGCUGAGGAGUUUACGCGAGCAGCUGCAAAUGGACACAUGA